This is a messenger RNA of Phragmites australis (common reed), 790 nucleotides long. RefSeq lists its product as uncharacterized. Lineage: Eukaryota; Viridiplantae; Streptophyta; Magnoliopsida; Poales; Poaceae. The record is from RefSeq and is a predicted model, not a curated record. Bases 44 to 352 code for a protein of 102 amino acids. The transcript has 2 exons.
AGCAUGCAGAAAUCUUCACUAGGUGGGAGUCAAUCGAGGAUAGAUGGGAUUUCAGUGGCUUGCAUGGAAGACUGGCACACAGUAUUUGGUGGUGACAUACGGUGAGCAUUCUGGUCAACAGAUGGCUCGUGCUUGCAUGACAUACAAGGGGAUUGAGAGGAAGCCGUUUGUAUACGUGCACUGUUGGGUCAUGCUUGCCGACCACCCCAAGUGGCACGCGCACGAGGCCGCGAAGGCGCAGAAGAUGCAAGAGGGAGACAAAGCACAUUCCAGCCCAGCAGAAUGCAAUGAGGUGCCAAACGACGCAACAUCGAACACAUCUAUAGAGAUUUCUAGGCCCAUUGGAAGGUAGACAGCUAAAGCGGCGCGUGCUCGGGUAUCAUCUUCUAGUAUGUCUCUGCCUACCGUGUCAGAUGGGAUAUAUGCAACCCAUCUUGCAGAGCUCACUGAAACUAGGAAGGUUAUGGUGGAGUUAAAAAAGGAGCACAUUGAGGUCAUGCGUAUGGAGGCAUCCAUUCACAAAGAUGAUCAGGAUGAGUGUAUAAUGAAGAUUGAUUUGGACAGUGUGAGUGAUCCCCUGAGAGAGUACUAUAGGAAGAGCAGGAGGCAGCCAUGGUGCGAUGGAACGCCACCGAACGGAACCCAUAGCCGCUCGUUGAUUAUGUCUUUGCAAGGUGCUUUUGGUGGAUUUUUAAGAACUCAUUUGAGUGUCUACUUAUUUUACUUAUUUGUAAUAAUUUUGAAAUUCUUUUAAGCUGUGAGUGGAUUUACGAGAAUGCUAUUGCAGUCA